This is a messenger RNA of Oncorhynchus keta (chum salmon), 8448 nucleotides long. Its product is annotated as alpha-N-acetylgalactosaminide alpha-2,6-sialyltransferase 5-like. The coding region runs from base 185 to 1174 and encodes 329 amino acids. The transcript is spliced from 5 exons. The record is from RefSeq and is a predicted model, not a curated record. Gene Ontology annotation, molecular function: alpha-N-acetylgalactosaminide alpha-2,6-sialyltransferase activity. Lineage: Eukaryota; Metazoa; Chordata; Actinopteri; Salmoniformes; Salmonidae. Gene Ontology annotation, biological process: ganglioside biosynthetic process; oligosaccharide metabolic process.
GAUCGUUGAUGUAUGUAUCAGUGCGAGUGCUAAUCUGCUACAUUAGGGAUCCGCUCUUUGUCAAAAAGUCAGUCAGUUGUUAUUUGGCGUAAACAGACACCGCUGCGACGAUUUCAGCAACGUGAAUGCCCCGGCUUCUAAAUCGUUAUGUAAAGGGCACAAUUUUACGGAGGACAUCCACAAAAUGAAGGCUCAGGUGCGCCGUGGGGUUAUCGUCAUUAUAGUUAUUACCAUGGGUACCAGUCUCAUGGUUGUGUACAACAACAGCUUCACGGACACGUCAGGGACAGCGUAUCCCACGGAUGCUGCUGCUACUGGGCCGCAAAUGGAUAAACCCAGGAAAGCGCAGCCUAAACCAGGAAGAGCCCUGUCAUCAACCCUACAGGGCUACACUGGAGUCAUCGAUCAAAAGCCUCUGAGGAUGCACUGUAACUGCUGUGCCCUGGUGACCAGCUCUGGCCACCUUACCGGCAGCAACCGUGGGGACGAAAUCGACAGCACUGAGUGCGUCAUCCGCAUGAACGACGCCCCGACUGGGGGUAGUUUCCAGCGGGAUGUGGGCCAGCGUACCAGCCUGCGCGUCAUCGCCCACUCCAGCAUGCAGAGGGUACUGCGGAGCCGGCAGGAGCUGCUCAACGCCAGCCAGGACUCAGUCUUCCUCUUCUGGGGACCCAGCAGCUGUAUGCGACGCGACGGCAAAGGCCUGGUCUUCAACAACCUGCGUAUGGUCAACCAACUUCUGCCCAAACUGAAGGUCUACGUCAUCUCCCAGCUCAAGAUGCCGCAGUUCGAUGAGCUCUUCAAGAAGGAGACAGGGAGAGACAGGAAGACCUCUAACUCAUGGCUGAGCACUGGCUGGUUCACCAUGGUCAUUGCCCUGGAACUCUGUGAUACGAUCAAUGUCUAUGGCAUGGUGGCUCCUGACUUUUGCAGGGCUCCUUCCCAUCUCUCGGUGCCGUAUCAUUACUACGAGCCUUCGGGGCCUGACGAGUGCGCCAUGUAUCUCUCCCACGAGCGGAACCGGCGCGGAAGCCACCAUCGCUUCAUCACAGAGAAGACAGUGUUCGCCAACUGGGCUCGGAUGUUCGACAUCCACUUCUACCAGCCAGACUGGACCCCGUCCUCUACUCUCAAUGGAAACAGCUCACUCACACCAGCUUCAGAUGGCUCUUGAUACCAAACAUAGACAGAAAGGUCCCCAGGACCUGGGAAAGAUGUGACUGUGUGUUUGGACUCCAACAUGCUGAUUUUCCUCAUCCUCCCCUUGGCUCCCUUAUGGGAGUGUGUGGGGGGAGUGGAAAGGUACAAGGGUCAUUCCACCAAUUCAGUGCCCUUUGAGAAGUGUAAUUUGGUAAAAAAAAUACAUAUAUGUUGGAUUUAACAUAAUUUUAACAUUCUGACAUAAAGAGCACAUGUUCAACUUCAUCUCAGCAGGUUAAAUAAAAAAAAUGACUAUAGUAAGUGCUAACUAAGUGGCAAAAUAAAGUAACAGGGUUGACUGUUUUCUUAAAUCAGCCAGAAAUCCCCUUGUGACAGGGGGAAUGGAAGCUCACUGUGUGCAACAGAGGGUGGCAAUUGAAUGUAAGCUUCACAAACAUAUUAUAAAAAUUGUUUAAAAAAAAAAAGAAAAAAAAGAAAUGCCUGUCUAUCUAUGGGUAACAGGGUUGACAUGUUAUGUUCGACCCGCUCAGAUUUCCACCACAAAACACCAGAACGUGGCAAAAAAAGAGUGGAACCAGCUCACCUGCUUUUACACUAGGAUCUGACUAUUAAAUGAGAGUUCUGUUCGCGUAACGUGUUGACCUUCAAAUGAUGGACAGAUGUAAAUGAAUCACUAAUCACAUGAAAUAAAUAAUCAUCUUCAGAAAUGACUUAGUUAUUUUGUUGCUUUGACAAAGGCUUUACAAUGAUGGUGAUACUUUGAGAAAUGUUGGGAUUAAGUGGGUUAACAUCUCCUUAGAAGUGACACAGGGCUGAGGGAGGGAAAUGUCAAAAUGCUGAAUUUUGGCACUUUAGCAAGUGUCAUAAAAAAUCUGAUUCAUUGAAUUAUCCAUAUGGUCUAUAUUAAAUAUAUUUUAGAUUAAUAUGACAGGCGUUUAAAAAAAUAUUGGUGCACAAUUCUUACUUAAAAUAUCAAAGGGACUCAAAAGGCAUUAUUUUUGUGGAAUGACCCGCAAGCUGCAGUUGCUGGAGAAGCAGAAGUGGGUAGCUGCUCCUCAAAAUAGUUGGCACAAACUUAGCUCCAACUUGAGGUGUUUGCUCAAUUUGUGUUCAUUCUACUAUAAGAUAUUAUUUGGGCAGCUUAACUAAAAAAGGCUGUGCAACUGGUUACACACACAAACAUUGCUUUUAACACAAAUUAUUAAAUUGUGCUUUUUAAUUUAUACAUUCAUUGUUAUUCAACAUGUCCUCACCUGGGAUUUGAACUCACAACCUCUUGGUUCGUGGAAUUCAGAUCUUCAUACUACACCACCAUGUCUGUGUCAAUUAUCAUUUAAUCAGAUUUUUCUCUCAUUAUUGAUUUGAUUGUCCUAUUUCAGCAAUUAGACUAAUUUAUAACUCUGCGAUAUACCAACUGAAAUAAUAAUGACAGACGCAAUAUCUCCGUCACAAUACUUAAAAUUUAUGAUUUUGUUGAAUUAUUUACACAUUCUGUAAGUAACUACAUAGGGCCUAUAUAAAACCAACUGGGCACAAUAAAAGGAGAGCUCAAAUACAAGGAGAACUGGUUACCACUCUGUUUUUCCACACUGAUACAAACUGGGAAGAGAGAUUCUAUGUAAAACUACAUGAUCGCAUUGUGUCAUCGUAGUGCCCUUUCCUUUAUGUUUAUGGAGACAACAGAGCUGGAAAAAUAUACAUUCUUAUCAACUGAGCCUGACUUGAUCACCUAGAUCACCUUGCCCCCCCCCAAAAAAUAAAGUAACUAAGUAACAGAUUACUUCAAUUGAAAACUAAUGCGGUAGGUUAGUUGUCACCACAACAAAAGUUAUCUGAAUACUUUAACAUGUUACUUUUGAAUCCUAAUGCCAGUAGCUACCCUCCCAAACAGGACGGGGCCACAGCGGCAACCCUUCGGAAUGAUGGGAUGUCAUCUACACAGCGUCCACCUGAGACCUGGAUCAUGAUGAGCAUCCCGGAGGUGGACCUGGUUGGAUUUAAGGGCUUCAAAGGACAAGCAGGGUUUAAAACAAGCUUGUUUUUUAAUUACUUCAGUCCCUAUAAUCGCACUCUCGGGGCGACAUGGUAAUAACGUUUGACCUUACCUGGUAAAAUAAAGAUGAAAACAAAGGUUUGGAAAUGCGGUGUAAAUUUACAAGUAGGUUUUCGUGCUGACAAACUAUUCGCCUACAGGACCAAAGUGCCAAGGUGGUGUACUUGGUAUACACAAAUAAUAAGCAGUCUUGUCCGGACUUCAUUUGGGUGAGGAAUCCUGUUUCCAAAACCAACCUGACAAAACGGGCGUUAACAAAGGUUAAAAACAAAUCAUGAGCUAUCCCCCCUUCCUCUUUCAACAGUGUUCAACUUUAUCACCAUUGACAUCAUACCGUUUGGGUGCAUACCGUUUGCGGAUGCAGGGCGUAGAGUACAUUACAGUAUGUGUCAGGAUUUGACAACUCAUUGAGCCGGAGGAUGAACAUUCAACGUUCCAUAUCAUGGUCGGAUCAUUUCAUCUUCUGAGCAGCAAUUUUCAUCAUGACACAUAUCCCCAUUCCUGACAUAGAUAAGCACUGGCGCUAAAUUGCUGAAAUUACAAAUGUUUGAUAGCCCCUGGUAGUGGGGAGAUGGUCUUGGGAUGUUUUGGUGGUGAUUCUUGAAUGGUUUUAUCAGUAAAAAGUGGCAUCGUUAUCCAGUGGGACCAAACUGUUUCCUGCACAUAGUUGAGAUGAAGUAUAAGAUAAGUAUAGGAAAAGAUUGCAUAGCCUAGGCACAUCCAAUACGGAGCAGGUGCUGGAGAUCAAAUGACAUGAUCAACAAAAGGUAAAAACAGAAGGCAGUGUACAGAGUCUGGUGAUUUAUGAGGUAUUAUAACUUGUCUUUUUCAUCGGCCGUGAAUAACUUUUAGAUGACCAGAAGGUAGGCUUAAAACAGACGGUCAUUUCUCUAAGUGUCAAAAGCUAGUGGAAAUUCUUGGCAAAUUUGAAAUGUGAAGGUUAUGAGGCGUUUGCCCUGACACCUAGUGGCUAUUUGUGUCCUCCAUCUGUAUGGACUGGUCUGUGGGUGCGGGAGAAUGAAUUUCUUGUCGUCUAUUACUGUUUUAACGUUGAUUGUGGGCGUAUCGGGGGAACUUUGCAGUGUGUGGGUGGUCUAUAUGGACAACAAUUGUUCCAAUCACCCGAGGAAAAUUGCAAUUGACACAUUUUGCGCCUUUAUGUGUUUUUCACCAGUAGAAUACAGGCCCACCCUUUGUCUUUGGUGGAUAUUUCAUUGUUCUAAAUAUGGGCCUUACAGUCUGUGAGGAACCUUUAUUAUAGAUCCAUCUGCGAGGCCCUUAUUUAAACUGGCAAGCCUGAAAUUAACCUUUACCAUGAUAGACCAGCCUGUAAGGCCCCUAUUUGCUCUGAUCAGCCUCUGAGGAGCCUUUAUUAUAAACCAUUAGACCAGCAUGUUAGGCCCGUAUUUACUCUGACCCGCCUGAGAGGAAACUUUAUUAUCGAUUAGCCUGUAAGGCCCCUAUUUACUCAGAUCAGCCUCAGAGGAGCCUGUAUUGUAUUAGUUGUAUGAAUAGAUAGCUAUAUUUAACCAGCCAGCUAAGAUACAGCUUUGCUAUAUUAGCUCAUUGCUCAAGAGAAAAUAGCUAGCUAAGAAGUUAGCAGUGGUGUAGUACUUAUGUAAAAAUACUUUAAAGUACUACUUUAGUCGUUUUUUGGGGGUAUUUGUACUUUAAUUUAUUAUUUUUGACCACUUUUACUUUUACUUCACUACAUUCCUAAAGAAAAUAAUGUACUUUUUACUCCAUACAUUUUCCCUGACACCCAAAAGUACUUGAUACAUUUCGAAUGCUUAGCAGGACAGGAAAAUGGUCCAAUUCACACACUUAUCAAGAAAACGUCCCUGGCCAUCCCUACUACCUGAUCUGGCGGACUCCAUAAACACAAAUGUGUUGAGGUGUGCCACCAACUAUCCGUAAAUUUUAAAAAAUGAUUUAAAAAAUGGUGUAGUCUGGUUUGCUUAAUAUAGGGAAUUUGAAAUGAUUUAUACGUUUACUUUUGAUACUUAAGUAUAUCUAAAAUCAAAUACUUUUAGACUUUUACUCAAGUAGUAUUUUACUGGGUGAUUUUCACUUUCACUUGAGUCAUUUUCUAUUAAUGCAUCUUUACUUUUGCUGAAGCGUGACAAUUGGGUACUUUUUCCACCACUGGCAUUGGUAGCUCUAAUUGCUGCAUUAUGUUGUCAGAUGAAAAACAUCAGCAAAAUAGUCAACUAAGAUGCAAGCUCCUUUAAAAAGAUAACUAACCAGCUAAACAGCUUAGAUUAUAUAUAUAUCAGCCUGUAUAAUGUCUAAGUAGUCUUGCUAUUUCAGUGGUUUAUAUGUUAGCCAGUAUAAUUUGAAAACAGUCCAGCCAGUUCAGUGUUUUUGGAUCAGCCAGCUAGAUUAAAGAUUUCAAAAUGGUUAUUCUCGCUCUCCCCCUUUAACAAUUUUAAUUUGAAUUGGCGGAGUUGCUUAAACAUCAGCCUGUGAGGCAGCAGUGUGUAAACAUCAGCCUGUGAGGCAGCAGUGUGUAAACAUCAGCCUGUGAGGCAGCAGUUUGCAAACAUAAGCCUGAGGGAGCAGUGCCUCACAGGCAUAAGUCACUUGUGCUAGUAGUAGAUUGUAUUUGUUUUUCGCAGUUAUAAACUAAAUUGUCGGUGGCGUGCUAAAAUACGCUAUUCCUGCCGUUGACCUGCGAUGUUGUGUUCUUCAACAAAAAAUAUACACAUUUUCACCCUGUCUUUGUAAUUCAGCUACUGUGUGACGUGUAUCCGUUUAGAAAUCAUAUGGAACUGAAUAACAUUUAAAUGAAUACAUUUUUCUCAUGUGGGACAAUGUCUUUACAUUUACAUUUUAGAAGGAUAUGCAUAGUUUAUGUGUGGCCAAACAACUGGAGUGGAGAUUUUGAUACGAGUCUUAAGGAAAUAACAGUGGUUGAAGUGUGCUUUUAAACCAGCAGAUGGAAAUACAGUCCCACCCUUGGGAAAAACUUCCAUCCAAAUACAUUUUGAAUGCUGGAAGCCCCCACCCUUGAAUUUACACAACGACCUGUUUUUCCUCCCUUUUUUUUUGGUCAUUAUUGGGUUUAACCACACGGAAAGGAAUCCUCAGAGAGGACAGAGCAAAUCCUUUGGCUUACCACACCAGGAUCAAGCUACAGAACAAGCUUCGCAGAGUUAUUUCAGGAAAAUGGACCCGAGGUCCUGAUCCUGCGUUGACCAUUAUUUUAAUGAACACAUCAUUUCAGUUUAAUCGUAUAAUAACUGCACACAGAUGUGUCAUAUUAAAUGUAGCUCAUCAUCCCUAUGCGAGUGAGUGCCCUCUCCCAUCUCCGACAGAGCAGUGUAGCCUAUGUCCCUUUGCAACAUUUCUGCAAUGGCCAUGUAAUGUUUCUGCAAUGUCCCUGUAAUGUUAAUGCAAAGUCCCUGUAAUGUUAAUGCAAUGUCCCUGUAAUAUCCCUGUAAUGUUAAUGCAAAGUCCCUGUAAUAUCCCUGUAAUGUUAAUGCAAUGUCCCUGUAAUAUUUCUGCAAUAUCCCUGUAAUAUUUCUGCAAUAUCCCUGUAAUAUCCCUGUAAUAUUUCUGCAAUAUCCCUGUAAUAUUUCUGCAAUAUCCCUGUAAUAUUUCUGCAAUAUCCCUGUAAUAUUUCUGUAAUAUCCCUGUGAUAUUUCUGCAAUAUCCCUGUAAUAUUUCUGCAAUAUCCCUGUAAUAUUUCUGCAAUAUCCCUGUAAUAUUUCUGCAAUAUCCCUGUGAUAUUUCUGCAAUAUCCCUGUAAUAUUUCUGCAAUAUCCCUGUGAUAUUUCUGCAAUAUCCCUGCGAUGUUUCUGCAAUAACCAUUUAAUGUUUCUGCAAUGUCCCUGUAAUGUUGCUGCAAUAUUCCUGUAAUGUUGCUGCAAUAUUCCUGUGUGUAAAGUUUCUGAAAUGUCCCUGUAAUGUUACUGCAAUGUCCCUGUAAUGUUUCUCGAAUGUCCCUGUUAAUGUUCCUACAUCAAAUAAAAGUGUAUUGGUUGUGUGCACAGAUUUGCAGAUGUCAUCGCAGGUGCAGCAAAAUGCUGUUUUUCUAGCCCCCACAAUGCAGUAAUACCUAGCAAUACAAAACAGUGCACACAUAAUCCAAAAAGUAACAAAGAAAUAUCAGAACGAGCAAUGUAAGAGUCCGUAAUAUGUCUGUGUACCCCAUUCACCCUCUGCAAUGCUGCUGGGUUUUUCACGCUCAACAGGUUCCCUUGUGUAUCAGAAAUCGUCCCGAAGUGGAUCAGAAAACCAGUCAGUAUCUGGUGUGACCACCAUUUGACUCAUGCAGCCUGACACAUCUCAUGCGCAUUGAGUUGGUCGGGUUGUUGAUUGCGGCCUGUGGAAGGUUGUACCACUCCUCUUCAACGGCUGUGCGAAGUUGCUGGAUAUUGUCGGGAACUGGAACAUGCUGUCGUAUAUGUCGAUCCAGAGCCUCCCAAACAGGCUCAAUGGGUGAUAUGUCUGGUGAGUACGUAGGCCAUGGAAGAACUAGGACGUUUUCAGCUUCCAGGAAUUUUGUUUCCGAUCCUUGCGACAUUAAUGCAUGCAUUAUCAUGCUGAAACAUGAGGUGAUUGGCGGCGGAUGAACGUCACGACAAUGGGCCUCAGGAUCUCGUCACGGUAUCUCUGUGCAUUCAAAUUGCCAUCGGUAAAAUGCAAUUGUGUUCAUUGUCCGUAGGUUAUGCUUGCUCAUGCCAUAACCCCACUGCCUGCAUGGCGCACUCUGUUCACAACGUUGACAUCAGCAAACCGCUCGCUCACACGAAGCCAUCUGCUCUGUACAGUUGAAACCGGUAUUCAUUCGUGAAGAGUCCACUUCUCCAGCGUGCCAGAGGCCAUCGAAGGUGAGCAUUUGCCCACUGAUGUAGGUUACAACGCUGAACUGUAAUUAGGUCAAGACCCUGGUGAGGACGACAAACUACAAAUGAGCUUCCCUGAACCAGUUUCUGACAGCUUGUCCAGAAAUUCAUUGGUUGUGCAAAUCUACAGUUUCAUCAGCUGCCAAGGUGGCUGAUCUCAAGGAAGUUAAUUCAGGGACUUGAUCAAUCAAUCAAUGUCAGAUUUUUAUUUUCACUGAAUCUGCGUUUAGAUAUCGGUUAGGGUACAAUUAGAGUGUGGAAAUGUUGAGAUGAGUGCUGCUCAUGGUCAUCUUUUCCAGUUGGCUCAUUUAUUACAACAUGUGUCUGUUGAGAUGAGUGCUGCUCAUGGUCAUCUUUUCCUGUUGGCUCAUUUAUUACAACAUG